UGCUGCGCUCGGGUCCGCGGAAGCUGAGCUAUGUCGGAGACCGCGCCCGCUCCUGCCGCUGAGGCGGCCCCCGUCGCCGCCGCUCCGGCCCCGGCGGCCAAAGCUGCCGCCAAGAAGUCGAAGAAGGCGGCGGGCGGCUCCAAAGCCCGCAAGCCCUCGGGCCCCAGCGUCACCGAGCUGAUCACCAAAGCCGUGUCCGCCUCCAAGGAGCGCAAGGGGCUCUCCCUGGCCGCGCUCAAGAAGGCGCUGGCGGCCGGCGGCUACGACGUGGAGAAGAACAACAGCCGCAUCAAGCUGGGGCUCAAGAGUCUCGUCAGCAAGGGCACCCUAGUGCAAACCAAAGGUAUUGGUGCUUCCGGCUCUUUCAAGCUCAGUAAGAAGCCCGGAGAAACGAAGGAAAAAGCGCCGAAGAAGCGGGCAGCGGCGGCCAAGCCCAAGAAGCCGGCAGCCAAGAAGCCCGCGAGUGCUGCCAAGAAGCCCAAGAAGGCGGCGGCGGUGAAGAAGAGCCCCAAGAAGGCGAAGAAGCCGGCGGCCGCCGCGACCAAGAAAGCGGCCAAGAGCCCCAAGAAGGCUGCCAAGGCUGCGAAGCCCAAGAAGGCAGCAAAGAGCCCAGCUAAGGCGAGAAAGGUUGCUCCCAAGCCAGCGAAGGCCAAGGCGACGAAGCCCAAAGCGGCCAAGGCGAAGAAGGUGGCACCCAAGAAGAAGUAAGGUCCCCGUGGAAGAAAGCUUUUGGUCCGCUUUUGAAAACAAACGGCUCUUUUAAGAGCCACCCAAGCUUUCCCAAAAGGAGCGGAAAUAUCUUUUAUAUUACUUUUUUUAGGCACUAUUAAAACAUACGUGAAGUUUUUCUAUA
Messenger RNA from Dromaius novaehollandiae (emu), 853 nucleotides. RefSeq names its product histone H1.01-like. The record is from RefSeq and is a predicted model, not a curated record. Gene Ontology annotation, cellular component: nucleosome. Lineage: Eukaryota; Metazoa; Chordata; Aves; Casuariiformes; Dromaiidae. Gene Ontology annotation, biological process: nucleosome assembly. Bases 31 to 708 code for a protein of 225 amino acids. The transcript has a single exon. Gene Ontology annotation, molecular function: structural constituent of chromatin; DNA binding.